Messenger RNA from Syngnathus typhle (broad-nosed pipefish), 1505 nucleotides. RefSeq names its product eukaryotic translation initiation factor 4E family member 1c (gene eif4e1c). Gene Ontology annotation, biological process: translational initiation. Lineage: Eukaryota; Metazoa; Chordata; Actinopteri; Syngnathiformes; Syngnathidae. The coding region runs from base 58 to 693 and encodes 211 amino acids. Gene Ontology annotation, molecular function: RNA 7-methylguanosine cap binding; translation initiation factor activity. The record is from RefSeq and is a predicted model, not a curated record. The transcript is spliced from 7 exons. Gene Ontology annotation, cellular component: cytoplasm; eukaryotic translation initiation factor 4F complex.
CGAGUGGAUACGGUGUGACGCAGCGGCCAUAACGGGUAGAUCAUUUCAACUUUCAAGAUGGCGACAUCGGAACCGAAAGAACCCAAAACUGAAGAGCCGCAACCUGAAACCGACAGCCAAGUCGCAAACCAGGAAGAGUACAUCAAACACCCCUUGCAAAACAAAUGGGCCCUGUGGUAUUUCAAAAAUGACAAAAGCAAAAGCUGGACGGAGAACUUGCGUCUCAUUUCCAAGUUUGACACCGUGGAAGACUUCUGGGCAUUAUACAACCACAUACAGCAACCCAGCAAGCUUGUCUUUGGCUGUGAUUAUUGCCUCUUCAAGGAUGGCAUCAAGCCCAUGUGGGAGGACGACCGCAACAAACUGGGAGGGCGGUGGCUCAUGACCCUCAAUAAAGUCCAGCGGCACAACGACCUCGAUCGCUACUGGUUGGAGACGCUCCUCUGUUUGGUGGGCGAGUCGUUCGACGAGGCGAGCGAUGACGUGUGCGGAGCCGUGGUCAACGUCAGGCACAAAGCGGACAAAAUAGCGAUCUGGACCAGCAACUGCCAAAACAGGGACGCCAUCAUGACGAUAGGGCAAACUUACAAGGAACUUCUGAGCAUCCCCAGCAAAGCCAUGCUGGGCUACCAGUCACACGACGACACGUCCAGCAAGAGCGGCUCCACCACCAAGAACAUGUACUCUGUUUGAAAGGUCCUCACUGUCGCCACAACAACUGGCUGCGUUUCGAUUUUAGCGAUUGCUAGCGCAAAUCAUCAUCAUUAACGUUACGAGUUGGAGUCGACUACUAUAGUGUUGUUCCCGUUCACAGAGAAAACAAAACGCACCACUGCUUCAUUUCAGCGUGUUCUGGUUUAGAGCCAGGCAAAAACAUUUUUGUUACGGGGGGGAGGGGGGGGUGCACUUGGAAUAGUUUGAAGGGAAGUUAUUAUAACGGCAUUUCUUCUCUCAAGCGUUACACAAGUAGCUAACACACUAUCUUGAAGAAUCUACAAUAUGGUCAAAGUUUAUUAAAAAAAAAUGAAAGCGUAGCCAUGCUCCCCAGUAGUUUGGAUUUGUGGAAGGCCACUUAUUGUUUCAGCUAUGCUGGAAUUGUGGAUUAUUGCUUGUGUUUGUACUUAUUCUUUGUUUCUGCCCCUUUUGCCCUCUACAUUUAUUUAUAAUGUAUGCCUUGCAGUUGAGGUCGAAUGAGUUUUUUUUUUUAAAGAUUUUGUUUAGGGUGAAAAUGUGGACUACUGCAUUCUUAGAUGACAUUUUUUACAGUGUAUCAUACAGUAAAGAUGCUGACCCAACUUUUCUUUUUUCUUUUUGCGUGUGUGCUUUUCACUGUUCUCUUGCUAACAAAUUGUAGAUAAUGACACACUCGCUCUUGAUGCAACUUUAAAAAGAUGAUAAUCAUUGUGAAAUGAUUUGUUUUCCUUUGCAUAAUGUAUCUUUACCUGUUUCCCCCCAGGGUGUAUAUGACCUUCUUUCAAGUAAAGAUUAAGUGCUUUGCAUUUGAA